This is a messenger RNA of Oryzias melastigma (Indian medaka), 1671 nucleotides long. RefSeq names its product family with sequence similarity 118 member B (gene siral1). The record is from RefSeq and is a predicted model, not a curated record. The coding region runs from base 500 to 1561 and encodes 353 amino acids. The transcript has 7 exons. Lineage: Eukaryota; Metazoa; Chordata; Actinopteri; Beloniformes; Adrianichthyidae.
GAACAAGUUGUUCGUACGGUCCGUGAAGGCACCACCAAACCCGGCGCACUUCAACGGUUCGAAAACUUUACAUUCAGGCAGACGGUCAGUGUGCCGAGCGGCUGCGUGACCGACCGGCCGCAGCAGAGACCAUCAACGCGGUUACUGACCCGGCGGCUGUCACCGAGAAAAGAAAAAAAAAAACUUUAUACCUUUUACGUUCAAUUUAAUGAACGGGCAGGUCGGUGUUAUCGUUCACGGGACUGAAGCGGUUUAUAUUCCACUAACUUAUUGUUAGCAACCGAGAAGUUUGCUAGCUUAUCGCUAGCUUGCGGGGACUGAGCAGAGCCGCGUCGGUCUGUCUUUGGUGACUCGUUGACGGCAACUUGAAAAGUUAGCCCCCAAAAAGCUGAAACCUCUUCGAUCACACGUAUUUACAGAACACGAAUUCCACUUUAUAGUCGGAGGAAAUCCCGCCCAGACGAGCUAAACCCUGGCCGUUACCUGUCUAAAGAGCUGAAUGGCCUCCGCUGUGGCAGUGAAAACCGAGAAGCGACCUGCAGCCGAUUCCCAGGAUGCAGAUUCAAAUGCCAAGAAGCCCAGGAAACUGCUGCCCAGCCUGAAGACCAAGCGAGCCCCCGAGCUCGUCCUGGUGAUCGGCACGGGGGUGAGCUCGGCGGUGGCUCCGCAGGUCCCAGCGCUGCGCUCCUGGAAAGGCCUCAUCCAGGCCUUGCUCGACGCUGCCAACGACUUUGACCUGCUGGAGGAAGAGGAAAGCCGGAGAUUCCAGAAGCACAUGCAGGAAGACAAGAAUUUGGUGCAUGUGGCGCAUGACCUCAUUCAGAAACUUUCCCCGAGGACGGGAAACGUGCGCUCCACGUUUUUCAAAGACUGCCUCUACGAGGUCUUUGACGACCUGGAGUGCAAGAUGGAGCACGCGGGAAAGCACCUGCUGCGCUCCGUGCUGCAGCUGAUGGAGAGCGGAGCCCUCGUCCUCACCACCAACUUCGACAACCUGCUGGAGAUCUACGCGGCGCACCAGGACACCAAGCUGGAGUCUCUGGACCUGACGGACGAGAAGAAGGUGUUGGAGUGGGCUCAGGAGAAGCGCAGGUUAAGUGUUCUGCACAUUCACGGUGUUUACACAAACCCCAGUGGGAUCGUACUGCACCCUGCUGGAUACCAGAAUGUCCUAAGGAACACUGAAGUUAUGCGGGAGAUCCAAAAGCUGUACGAGACCAAGUCCUUUGUGUUCCUGGGCUGCGGGCGCACCGUCGACGACACCACCUUCCAGGCUCUGUUCCUGGAGGCGGUCAAGCACAAGUCGGACCUGGAGCACUUCAUGCUGGUGCGGCGGGAAGACGUGGGGGAGUUCAAGAAGCUGCGCGACAACAUGCUGGACAAGGGCAUCAAGGUCAUCUCCUAUGGAGACGAGUACGCAGACCUGCCCGAGUACUUUGAGAGGCUGGCCAACGAGAUCUGCAACCGGGACGUGUCCACCAACGGCUGGGGUUCUCCGUCCCAAAACGGAGAGGAACAGCAGAACGGCUUCAACUCCCAGAAAAACCUCUUACAAGGCUAGACCUGAAGAAUCUGCUUUCAUCAAACUCUGUAGAAACGACAAUCUGGUUUUUAAGAUGAAACCAAAACUCUCGUUCACUUUAAGUAAAAACUGAACUGCUGCUCUUCAGA